Messenger RNA from Solanum tuberosum (potato), 1099 nucleotides. RefSeq lists its product as uncharacterized. The record is from RefSeq and is a predicted model, not a curated record. Gene Ontology annotation, molecular function: mRNA binding. Gene Ontology annotation, biological process: regulation of mRNA splicing, via spliceosome. NCBI's taxonomy places the organism in Eukaryota, Viridiplantae, Streptophyta, Magnoliopsida, Solanales, Solanaceae. The transcript is spliced from 5 exons. Bases 274 to 1092 code for a protein of 272 amino acids. Gene Ontology annotation, cellular component: nucleus.
AAAUUGUUGCUCUUAUAUUGACAAAAGUGCUUUUCAAAUUAAUUUCCCAAACACAAACAGUUAAUCUUCAAAAGUACUUGGCCAUACAUGCUAUAACACUGGCAUUAGGGUGUUCACAUUUUUAAAUGUUUGUUUUGAGUUUUAUGUCUGUUUAGGAGCAUCUUCUGAAGUUAGGGUUUUUAUAGCAGUUAUAGUAGAAAAUCAGGGGUCAUAGUAUUCUGUAAUUAGUUAUGUGCAUACUAUGUAUUCAAACAUCAUCAUCAUUGUAAGCUCAUGUAUAUUAGCUGGUUCAUUGGUUCCGGUAUUUCGAGUAGGAAAAAAGGAGCUAGUGAUUCUGUAAAUGAAGAUAGCACUAAACAGGUGCAAAGGAAAACCAAAUGGGGCCCUGAUCUCACACAGGAUACUACUGUCAGGAAAGCAAGAGCAUUGGCAUAUCAGAGACGUGUGGAUCAAAUAACACAACUACUGAGUUCUAGGAGUUUGGAGGGAGAAGGCAGCAAAGACUCAUUAUUAGCCUCUCCUGCUAAAGAUCACGAGUCUUCAGAUCAUCAACCUACUGAUGAGUGUGAGAUCACUGGAACUCGAAAGACAGGAAAUCAUUGGUGUGUUGUGAUUGAUCCCUCGAGUCACUCACUUUUACUCUUCCAUUAUCAAACACACAAUACAUCUUAUCUGAUUUUAUUCAUGUCCAUGGAGAUUCUAAAACUGAAUCCCAGUUAUAAGCCACCUGCUGGUUAUAAGCCUGUACCAAAGGAGGCAAAAAUUCCAGUACCUGUAAGUUUAACCCAGUUUUCUGGAACUUUGUGCUCCUUCUCUUUUUUUCUUGUUCCAAUAGUUCUCCCAUUGGGUUCUGUGAGUAAAUUGACGUGUGUUUUAAUCUGUCCCCAGGUAGAAGUUACUUCUGGUGAAACUGACUCUGGUGCUUAUGAGGAAAUGCAUGUCCAAGUAUCAGCUGAGACAUAUGAAAAGGUUGAUGCUGCAGUUGCUUUAAUUGAACUUCUGGUUACCCCAGCUUCAAUGACUCCUGCGCCACAACCACAAAAGCGUCAGGUGAUGGAGAAACUAUUUCCGUUGAAGCAACACCUGGCCUGACUCCUCC